AAAAACUAUGAGCAUAGAUAAAUUAAUACUGUUGACAAUUCGGUUUUGAGAGGGAAGAUGUAUAAUUAAUAGUCUAAUCACUAUUCACUAAUGCUGUUCAUUAUUAAAUUAUAAAUUAUACGGAGUAAUAAUAAAUUAAUCGUGAAGUAUCGGCAUGCAUCCCUUCCAUCCACUUGCAGAUCAAACGCACUCCCCCCUGUCUGUUGAGUCCAUAGCUCCGUGAUUCCCUUCUCGGGCUCGAUUAUAAGAUCCUGGAUAGAUCUAUCAUUCUCAGAUUUUUUUUUAUGGAAUCUUUCUCAGAAAUAUAAAUCAUAAGAAGUUUAGGAUCUUUAAUUUUGUUUUGUUUGAUUUUAGUAGCUUAUUUGGUGCUAGUAACGCUUGGUUUUCUGAGUCGCUUUUUCUUUCAAAGGAUGCCACUCUUCAUACUUUCUGAGCAUUUUCAGGAUUUGAUUCCUUAGGGAUUCCUGGGUUUGUGUUAGAAUUGGAAGACUGAAACUCACUUGCAAAGGUUUAUGAUUGUUUCUCAGAGGUUUUGGGUUUCCUGAAAUGGGUGUGUUGAUUUUGUGUUGAAAAAAAGAACUGGGGUUGUAGGUUGAGCUGAAAGGGUUGUGACUGGAUUUGCCAAUGGAUAAUGAAUUGAUGACAGAGGAGAGUAAGUUUGUGGAAUCAGAAAAAGAUGCAUUGAAUGGGGAGAAAGAAGACGAAGAAGGCGAAUCUCAAUCCUUAUUGCCUCAUAAGAGAGGAGGAUUAUCUAAAAAGCCUGGAAACCCUAAGCUCAAAGUCCACUGGAAUGAUAGACAUGGAAAAAAUCUUGUUCAGAUCGUGGAAUUCCAACCAAGCGAUGCAAGCGACUCAGAGGAAGACGACUCAGACUAUUGUAUGUGUACAAUAAUGUAGUUCCUUCUUAUCACUUUAUGUGACACCACACAACUUUAAGUCUCACACAAACAUCUACAUGUUUUGUUUCUCUAAUCGAAGUAUCAAACCACAAGUGAUAGUAAUGCUUCUCGUGGGAAAACACCCUGUUUACCCUAAUUUGGUUCGCAUAGCACUUCAGGCCAAAUCCUAGGCAUCUUUCUUUACUUUAUGGGGAAAAUAGAUAUCAUAGGACUUAUGUAAUAAUGUAAUACCGUAUUACUGAACAACAGAGCCGGCCAUGGGGGCAUGCAGCCUAGACAAUUGUCUAGGGCCCCCAAAUUAAUAGGGGCCUCCAGUUUUCUAUGUAAGUCUAUUAUUAUUAUGUAUAUAUUUAAUUUUAAUUGUUAAUUUAUGAUAAAAUAUCUACUAAACUUAAAAAGUAAAACACAAAAAACUUUAAAACCUGCGGAGCGGCCUUCCGGCCCAAAGACUUCACGAUACAUUCCCCUAUUUGGAGACGAGACUUGGAGCCUUCAAUUUCCUCUGCCGACUCUUGCAAUUCUUCCGACGCAGACGGCAGACCGCAGUGGCCGCUGCCCGCUGGCCACAGCCACAGACAUCCGCAGUCUGCAACUCCGCACAAGGCCUCCGGGUAAGGUUUUUGAUGAAGGGAAAACGAAAAUACGACUCAGGAUGUACAAAGAGAAAGAACAAAUUAAGAAAGGACAUGGUCAUAAAAUCCUUUGCCGGUUCUAUGGAUCGGUACAUAUUAUCAAAACCUUGUCCCUCAAAUAUUGUUCAGAAUGAGGCUACAAAUGUUGAGGUCGAAGUAAAUGAGGGUGAGGAUCUAAGUUGUCAGAAUAAUGACACAAUUGUAGGUGAUACAAAUGAAAAUGUCAAUGAUAGUAUUGAGAAUGAACAUGCUAGGGCCGAGAAUGUAAAUGGUGAGAGAGAGAUGCUAGAUGAUCACUCUACUUUGUUGUACUCGGAUGAUUUAUUUGACCCAGGAAAUUGGAAAGCACCUAUUUCUCAAAAACAAAUAGACUUGUUGGUCGAGAGGGGUCCCAUAAGAAUAAAAGGGGUUGAGUAUCCUAUUGAUAAGAAACGCAGUUUCAAUGACAAAUACUAUACUCGUUGUUUGGGAAACAUGGAGAGAUAUGAUAGGCCAUGGUUAGUUUAUUCUUUGUCAAAAAAUAAAGUCUUUUGUUUUUGUUGUGUGCUAUUCAAGAAAGGUGCGAUGCAAAGCCCUUUAACCACUGCAGGUCAAGGGUAUAAUGAUUGGCACAACUUAAAUACUAGACUUGUAGAGCAUGAAUUGAGCAUGGACCAUAUCCAUAAUUUACAAGCAUGGAGGGAGGCAGAAGUAAGAUUGAAAAAAAGGGUGACAAUAGAUGCUUCCCGAGAACAAGCUAUCAACAAAGAAAAAGAGUACUGGAGAGCUGUUUUGAAGAGAAUUGUUGUUGUUGUCAAGACUCUUGCUACUUGUAAUAUAGCUUUUCGUGGAGAUAAUGAAAGGAUUGUAGAUGAAAAUAAUGGGAAUUUCUUGAAAAUUAUUAAUAUGAUUGCUGAAUUUGAUCCGAUAAUGGAAGAACAUCUCAGGCGUAUUCGGAAGAAGGAGAUCCGAAAUCAUUAUCUUGGGCAUAACAUUCAAAAUGAGAUGAUCCAACUUUUGUCAAAUGAAGUGAAAAAGAAGAUCCUCCAAGUAGUGAAAAGUGCAAAGUAUUUCUCUGUUAUCCUAGAUUGCACACCUGAUGUUAGUCACGAGGAGCAAAUGACACUCGUCCUAAGAUGUGUUAAUGUGUCUACGAGUCCAAUCCGAGUGGAGGAGUUUUUUAUUACAUUUGUGAAAGUUGUUGAGACAACUGGAGAAGCUCUUUUUCAUGAACUUAAAAGACUCCUUGAGACUCAUGAGCUUGAUUUUAACAAUGUAAGAGGACAAGGUUACGACAAUGGCUCCAACAUGAAGGGAGAUAACAAGGGUGUACAAGGUAGAGUCUUACGGGAAUAUCCUAGAGCAUUUUAUACUCCAUGCGGUUGUCAUUCUCUCAACCUUGCUCUUUGUGAUAUGGCCAUGAGUUGCCCGCAAGCAAAGACAUUUUUUGGUGUUGUUCAACGAAUCUAUAAAUUAUUUUCGGGUUCAACAAAACGAUGGGAGGUUUUCAAGACUUAUGUUAAAGACCGUGAUGGAAACGGUCUUACUCUUAAGUCAUGGUCAGAUACGCGUUGGGAAAGUCGUGUUGCCAGUGUUAAAGCAAUCAGGUUCCAAGCACCACAAAUUAAACAAGCAUUGGAGCACUUAACCAAAUUUAGCAAUGACCCUAGCACGGUUAGUGAUGCCAAGUCUAUAUCUGACUAUGAAAUGAACUUUGAUUUUCUUGUUGCUUUGGUCAUAUGGUAUGAGAUAUUGAAUAAGGUCAAUAAAGUUAGUAAAGUCUUGCAACAAAGAGAUAUGAAUAUGAGUUCGGCCAUUAGUCUCUUGAAAGGUUUGAUUGCAUUUUUCCAAGAAUAUAGAGAAGAUGGAUUCGAAAAGGCCAAAGCUGAAGCUGAGAAGAUUGCCAUUGAGUUAGAUAUUGAACCUCAAUUUCGUGAGGCACGGGUCCGUACUAAAAAAAGGUUCUUUGAUGAAAAUGCAAAUGAUGAACCAACAAGGUCACAAGAGAAUGCAUUUAAAGUCACUUACUUCUUAGUUCUUGUUGAUAUUGCUCAUUCUUCACUCUCUAGUAGAUUUGAGCAGUUUCAUAAAUAUGAUGAUACUUUUGGAUUUUUGUACAAUUUGACUAAGUUGAAGGGGAUGAGUGAUGAGGACUUGAUGUGUUCUUGUGUCAACCUUGAAGAGUUUCUCAAGCAUGGAGAUGAUGAGGACAUUGAUGCUAGGGAGUUACUCUCAGAACUACAGAUGCUAAGGGUUUCAAUGCCAGAAUGCACAAAAAAAGUGAUUGAAGUGCUGGAGUAUAUAAAAGAUAUGCAUAUUUGUUUUCCGAAUGCUUGGAUUGCCUAUAGAAUUUUAUUGACUAUUCCAGUGACUGUUGCAGCUGCAGAGCGAAGUUUUUCUAAAUUGAAGCUGAUAAAAAAUUAUCUCCGGUCAACCAUGUCUGAGGAUAGACUAUCUGGUUUGGCUAUUCUAUCGAUUGAAAAAAAAAUGUUAGCUACUCUUGAUUGCAGUGAUGUUCUUACGAAUUUCGCUCUUCAAAAAGCUAGAAGAAUAGGCUAUUAGUUUUUAUCCAUGUGUUUUUGAUCAAUUUUGGAUCUUUUGCUUUCGAAGAAUAUACUGUUUACGUUAAUAUUAUAUGAUGCAUUUCAUAUAUAAUUCACUUUUAUUUCA
Molecule: messenger RNA, 4180 nt
Organism: Cuscuta epithymum
Lineage: Eukaryota; Viridiplantae; Streptophyta; Magnoliopsida; Solanales; Convolvulaceae
Source: the annotation of a GenBank genome assembly